Molecule: messenger RNA, 308 nt
Organism: Meloidogyne enterolobii
Lineage: Eukaryota; Metazoa; Nematoda; Chromadorea; Rhabditida; Meloidogynidae
Source: the annotation of a GenBank genome assembly
UAUUCAAUGCUUUAAUUCGUCGGUCUGCUCCAUAUUUAGAAUUACUUUGUAUUGAAAGAGGAAUUAAAGUUUCAACACGUUUAGGCCGUUAUUUUCAUUAUUUGACGCCUUCUCUUCAACAUUUUUCUAUGGAGGAACCGAUUGAUGUUUGGCAUUUAAAUCAAAUUGAGGAGUUUUUAGCUCCUAAUCUUUUAUCGUUGGGUUUAGUUCUUAAUAAAAAAGUAAAUUUUCUAAAAAUUAUUUUACUCCAAAAAUUUUUUUAUUCUCUUAAAAACAGAAAAAAACUCUCGAUGCGUUUUUGUCGCUAA